Messenger RNA from Racocetra fulgida, 461 nucleotides. The record is from the annotation of a GenBank genome assembly. NCBI's taxonomy places the organism in Eukaryota, Fungi, Glomeromycota, Glomeromycetes, Diversisporales, Gigasporaceae.
CCCACCAGAUAGGAAAUCUUGUUCUUCAAAUGCAAAACAAUCCUGCCUCUCAAAUCAAUAUCCCUGCUAUCAAUCUUCUGACCCAACAUCAUAAGCUUAACUUAGUUCCUUAUUCUGAUUUUUCCGGAGGAGAACAAGACCCAAUUACUUGGUUGGAAGAUGUAGAAAAAGCAUUUGAAGCUAAUCAAGUUCAAGAUAAUCGGAAAAUCCCAAUAGUCAUUCCUCACUUGAAAAGCACGGUGGCCAUCUGGUGGGUUGCUGCCAAGACCAUUCAACCCGCUAUUGAUCAUUGGAACGAUUGUCAUCAUCAAAGACAAAGUUUUCACCCCCACUUCAUUGCCCAAUUUCGGACUCCCUCUCUUGAAAGCAAAUGGUUUGCUCAAUUAACUCAACAGAAGCAAGGCCUGACCGAAGAUUUCGAUUCGUAUCACGUGUCUAUCAAAAACUUCUCUGACGAGUAG